AUGUCUGAAGUACAAGGAACGGUUGAGUUUUCAGUGGAGCUACAUAAAUUUUAUAAUGUCGAUCUUUUCCAGAGAGGGUACUACCAGAUCCGCAUGACCUUGAAGGUGUCCUCAAGGAUUCCCCACAGACUGAGUGCAUCCAUCGUUGGGCAGACAGAGAGCACUGGUCUCUACUCAGCCUGCAUCCACGAGGGCACUGUGCACAGCCGCAUCUUUCAGAUCCUGUAUAGGAACGAAGAGGUGCCCAUCAGUGAUGUUGUCAUCUUCCGAGCUCACUUGCUCUUAGAUGGUGAAAGGAGUCUAGGUACUAUCCUGCAACUGCGGGACGUGGCGGGGGCGCCUGUCGUCAGCAGCCGUUCGCUGGGGCUGCACUUCCACCCGCGGAGGGGCCUGCACCACCAGGUCCCUGUCAUGUUCGACUACUUCCACCUGUCAGUGAUCUCCGUGACGGUCCACGCCGCCCUGGUGGCACUGCAGCAGCCCCUGAUCAGUUUCACUCGUCCGGGGAGAGGCUCCUGGCUUGGCAAAGGUGGCCCCGAUGGGGGCCCAGAGCAGUCCAGCAUCUCUCUGGAGAACCUGGUCUUCGGAGCUGGAUACUGUAAGCCAACUUCCUCCGAGGGGAGCUUCUACGUGCCCUCGGAGAACUGCAUGCAGCACGCCUACAAGUGGCACCGCGACCUGUGCCACCUGCUGCUGCACGCGUACCACGGACUCCGUGCCUACUUCCUGCUGCUCAUGCGGGAUGUCCCAGAGCUGCAGCCCAUGGAGCUGGAGGCCCUUGCUGUUGAGGAAACACUCUCUCAGCUGUGCUCAGAGCUACAGAUGCUGACCAACCCAGAGAAAAUAGCUGAGCAGAUAAGCAAGGAUCUCGCCUGGCUUGCCUCCCACCUGACAGCUCUGUGGACCCAGUUCCUGGACACAGUGACUCUGCACAGCCAUGUGACCACUUAUCUCACCCAGGAACAUCACACCUUGAGGGUUCGAAGGUUUUCGGAGGCCUUCUUUUACAUGGAACACCAAAAACCCGCAGUCUUGACCUUCCAGGAAAAUCUCAUACAGACCCACAGCCAGCUAUCCCUGGAUGUCCGGAAUUCAGAGUACCUGGCCAGCAUGCCCCCGCUGCCCGCGGAGUGCGUGGACAUCGACGGUGACUGGAGCACCCUGCCCGUCAUCUUCGAGGACCGUUACGUGGACUGCCCUGCCACAGGGCAUCCUGUGGAUGUUUAUCCUAAUAUUGAUGUGCCAGUGACAAGUCCCACGAGAAUGCCUCUAAAAGACAGAGAAGAGAAUAACGCAAGUAGCAAAUCAUCUUGCAGGGAAGACCUCAUCUUGCCUCCCAGGAAACCACCCCACAUGGACUCUGAGAAGGAGAUUAUUAGGGGCCCAGAUCCAAGUGAGAAUGAGGCCACCCCAAAUCACACAGACUUGUGCUCUGAAUCUCAAGUGUAUCUGACAAUUGGUGAAUUCCAGAACAAAGCAGGUGGACCUGAAGAAGAAAGUUGGACUGGACAAAGGCCUGAGGUUGGAACACACCCACUGGCAGAUAGGGACAUGCCUAUAAAAAGCCUGAGUCCAGAGGAUGGGCAUGUCCCAACGCUGACCUACAUUGAUGUGAAUUUAAACAAUAAGAACCCCAGCGGAGCAGAACCCAUGGUGGUUGACCCCGUGGUGGUCAUUAGUGCUCAGCAUGAGAAUGGGGCCUUGGGAGAUAGCCAUGCAUUAGACAGAACUGCACUAAGCAAAAUGGCAGCUGGCGGAAGUCAUCAAAAUGCCAUCUCUUCUGAAAAGACAACACUCCGUGAAUCAAGUCCUCUUGGGAAGGGAGUAGAGCAAGAGGGUAAGAUAGUGCUGCUAAGUGUGAAACCCCUCUCCUCUGAGCCCUGUGAACCUCUGAGCUCUGUUCUGAGGGACCCUUUUGACAUUAGGUCUUCCCCCAAGGACACUCACACAGAGGGACAGGAGGAGAUUUUAGUACUUUCUGGGGUCAUCAGGAGAUCUUCUUCUAUCAUAUCCGACUCAGGCAUUGAGAGUGAACCAAGCUCUGUUGCCUGGUCCGAGGCCCGGAGCAGGGCCCUGGACUUACCCAGUGACCGGGACAUCUUGCACCAGUUGGUCCGAAGACAUGCCCUCCACAGGAACUCCUUGGAGGGUGGACAUACUGAGAGCAACACAAGUUUGCCGAGUGGCAUCCAGGCUUCUCUCACUUCUAUCAGCUCCCUGCCCUUUGAGGAGGAGGAACGGGAGUUGGCACUUACCAAGUUGACCAAGUCUGUGUCUGCACCCCAAAUCAGUAGCCCAGAGGAGGCUGCUGAAGACACGGACACCAUGCAGCAAGGUGGAGGGCUUGCUGAAGCUUUAGAUGUACACACCAAGAGCAUAGAUUCCCCAGGAAAUUGCUCCCAAUUUUGUGGUGGCUCUAGUAGCCAUGAUGCUGGAGUGGACCAUUGCCUUGUGGAGAUCAUUUUAGAUGCUGAUGACCAUCAGGACCCUGGUUACAUAGACAUCCCCAAAGGCAAAGAAAAUCAGCUCGAUCCUCAAGGACACUGUAAUGUUGAUGGUAGAACUGAGAACCCCCCAGGUAUUGAUACCAAAGGUCUUAAUUUAAAAAUACCACGCAUCCUAGCACUUGAAAACUCCAGGGACAGAUCUUUCCAAAAAGCACUAUUGGAAACCCCAAAGAGCAUGCCUGAAGAUUUGAAUGUGGGGGAAAGAGUUCUUUCCAACAGCACCAUGUCAGAUGUCAAGGAUAUUGACCCCCAUCAGGUGCCUGUACAGAGCCACGCAUCAGCUGCUGGUGCCAUUGACCUGGAUCCAACAGGGGAGCAAAGUGGCCUACUAUGUGUCACUCAUGACACAGCGUUUACUAGAGUAGCUAAUGCCUCACCUGAGACUGUACCUAGAGCAGGCACCAUGUGCCCCACUGUGACUCAUUCCACCCACUCCCAAGAAUCUGAAAACCAAGAGCUGAAGGCAACCACUUCCAUCACAGUGUCCCCACUGACCUCUGCAGAGACCUUUUCCCUGGACAGCCUGAAGGCUGUAGAGGUGGUUAACUUAUCUGUGUCUUGCACUGCUACCUGUCUCCCUUUCUCAUCUGUGCUCAAGGAGACCCCUGCCAGGGUUGGAUUCUCCUCCAAGCAGACCCCAUUCCCCAUCACUCAUCAACCCCUGGGCUCCUUUGGAGCUGUUUCAGUGCAUGCCAGCAGGCUGGCAGAAGAAGUCAGUGAAAGAAUGUUUAGUUUCUAUCAGGCCAAAGAAAAAUUUAAAAAAGAACUGAAGAUUGAAGGAUUUCUGUACAGUGACUUAUCUGUACUAGCUUCUGAUGUACCAUAUUUCCCACCAGAGGAAGAGGAAGAAAAUAUGGAAGAUGGGAUUCACCUGGUUGUCUGUGUCCAUGGCCUGGAUGGGAACAGUGCAGAUCUCCGGCUGGUAAAGACUUUCAUAGAACUGGGGCUCCCUGGAGGAAAACUGGACUUCCUGAUGUCUGAGAAGAAUCAGAUGGAUACAUUUGCAGAUUUCGAUACCAUGACAGACCGGCUGCUGGACGAGAUCAUUCAACACAUUCAGUUGUAUAACCUCUCCAUAUCCCGAAUUAGCUUCAUUGGCCAUUCUCUUGGCAACAUCAUCAUCCGGUCAGUCCUCACUCGGCCCCGGUUUCGGUAUUACCUCAACAAACUACAUACGUUCCUGUCACUCUCUGGGCCUCACCUGGGGACCCUAUACAACAACAGUGCCCUGGUUAGUACAGGCUUGUGGCUCAUGCAGAAAUUGAAGAAAUCUGGGUCCCUUUUGCAGCUGACCUUCAGGGAUCAUGCUGAUUUGCGCAAAUGUUUCCUCUACCAGCUUAGCCAAAAAACAGGGCUGCAGUAUUUUAAGAAUGUUGUGCUGGUUGCAUCUCCUCAAGACCGCUAUGUGCCGUUCCAUUCAGCCAGGAUCGAGAUGUGCAGGACUGCUCUCAAAGACAGACACGCAGGGGCAAUUUAUGCAGAAAUGAUCAACAACCUUCUCCGCCCUCUGGUUGAAGCCAAGGACUGCACUUUAAUUCGACAUAACGUAUUCCACGCCCUGCCCAACACUGCCAACACCCUGAUCGGCAGAGCCGCCCACAUCGCUGUGCUGGACUCCGAGCUCUUCCUGGAAAAGUUCUUCUUGGUGGCGGGACUCAACUACUUCAAGUAG
This is a messenger RNA of Orycteropus afer afer, 4179 nucleotides long. It is a transcript of the gene FAM135B, whose product is annotated as family with sequence similarity 135 member B. The record is from RefSeq and is a predicted model, not a curated record. The transcript has 19 exons. The coding region runs from base 1 to 4179 and encodes 1392 amino acids. NCBI's taxonomy places the organism in Eukaryota, Metazoa, Chordata, Mammalia, Tubulidentata, Orycteropodidae.